This is a messenger RNA of Rhincodon typus (whale shark), 3177 nucleotides long. RefSeq names its product myeloid-associated differentiation marker-like protein 2. The record is from RefSeq and is a predicted model, not a curated record. The coding region runs from base 12 to 914 and encodes 300 amino acids. Lineage: Eukaryota; Metazoa; Chordata; Chondrichthyes; Orectolobiformes; Rhincodontidae. Gene Ontology annotation, cellular component: membrane. The transcript has a single exon.
CCGUGCAGCUGAUGGAGGCACAAGGUCCGUACCUGAACUGCUCGGCCCUACUGUCUCCCCUGGGCGCGCUCCGCUCGCUGCAGAUCCUGUUCGGCUGUGUCACCCUGAGCCUGGUAGCCCACGAUGGGGGUUACGGAGCGGCGUACGGCCACUUCUGCAUGUUCGCCUGGGCCUGGUGCCUAACCCUGAGCGGCCUGAUCGUCUCGUUCGAGCUGGCCCGGUUGCAGAGCUGCGUGAGGCUGUCCUGGGAGAACUUCACCAUCUCGUUCGCGAUGCUGGCCGUUCUGAUGGAGCUCACCGCCUCCAUUGUCUACCCGGUCUACUUCGUGCAGUUCGACUGCGGGAGCCACAGCUGCGAGUCCAGGGACUUCAGGAUCUCGGCCAGCGUCUUCUCGGGGCUCACUUGCAUCGCCUACGGGGUGGAGGUGCAGCUGAGCCGGGCCAAGCCGGGUCACAUCGGCGCCUACAUGGCCACCACCCCGGGGCUCCUCAAGGUGGUCCAGGCGUACGUGGCCUGCAUUAUCUUCGGGGCCUUGGCGAACGGCAGCGAGUACAGCCGCUACCCGGCCACCCAGUGGUGUGUAGCGGUCUACUCCGUCUGCUUCAUCCUCACAUCCCUGGUCAUCGGCUUCAAUGUUUCCGGCCGGACCGGGGCCCUCAGGUGCCCCUUCGACAGGCUGGUGGUCCUGUACACCUUCCUGGCCACCCUCUUGUACCUCAGCGCCGCCGUGGUCUGGCCCAUCUUCUGCUUCGACAGUAAGUACGGCUCGGUGGAGAGGCCGCCUUCCUGCUCUCUAGGGGAUUGCCCCUGGGACAGCCAGCUCAUCAUCGCCAUCUUCACCUUCAUCAACCUCAUCCUCUACCUGGCCGACCUGGUCUACUCCCAGAGACUCCGCUACAUCCCAGAGCCUUGAAGAAACGCCCCUUUCCCUGUGUGUGCGCAGAAAAACCCCAUUAUUUUAUGGCAAUAAAGAAAAACUUUACUCACGAAAAGACCUUUUAACUUAAAGCAGUUCUGCACGGAUCAAGAAAAACAAACAUUGGGAUUUGACGUUGCAACAUGCUCAAAGUUGGGAAAUUGCAUCACCAGAUGGUGAUGUCUGAAAUACUGAAGUUCAAACACCAAUCGAAUCCACUUUUAGGUGGUCACUUGAAAACAUUUUCCCUCCGUGAUAUCAGGAUGUGUGCUGGGCAGUAGGUACCGUGUUAUUAUAGAGAGUGCCAAACUUGUGACAGCGUUCUGAGGAAGGGUCACUCGACCCGAAACAUUAACUAUGGAUUUCUCACCACAGAAGCUGCCGGACCUGCUGAACUUUUCCAGCAAUUUCUGUUUUUGUUUGCGGCAGCCUUUAUGUUUAUCACAUAGGAUCUAUUUUUUUUUGGUAUGAGGAGGGGCAGGAUAACAAAGCAAACGCUCCUUCAGUUUUUUUUCUAUUAUUUAUUGCACACAGAUACGGUGACAUGAUCUAUAUCAUGGACGUAAAGCUAAAGAAGUGAGCGUUGCCCCGUGCCGCCUGUAGGAAGUCCCAGCCAGCUAAUUAUUUCUUAUCAUUAUCUUAUCACCCAAAUCGACAUGCCCCUCUGUUUGUACACCCCCCACCCUUGUUUAUUCAGCUUCCCUUAAGUGCUCUGUAAUUCACAUCAACCACAUGCUGUCGUAUCAGAUUGCACAUUCCCAACACUGUCUGGAUAAAGAACUUUCUCCCGAAUCCCUUCCAUUGGUUUAUUACUGACUGUCUGUCUCAACUUUGACUCCUUCCCAACCCCUGCUUCCCACCACCAGCAUAACCACUACUAACUCUCUCAACCAAACUGCAACCAUUCACUAUACCAUUACAACUACCCUACCAGACUCUUUCAUAAUCUUGAAGACAUCUCUCAGAUUACCCCACAUCUUCUUUCUUAAAAAAAUGCCUUACUUAUUCAAUGUUUCCUAAUGGGUAUAAGCUGUCAGUUCUAUGGUCAUUCUUUCAAUGCUUCUGUGUCUUUUUUAUAUAAUCAUGGAGACCAGAAUUGUUUGCAGUACUCCACCUUGGCUCUGAUCUAGGUUCUAUACAAGCUUAACCUCAUUUCUCUGCCUUUCAUUUCUAUCCCUUAGAAAUUAACCCUUCUGCUUAAAUAUAUUUGCCCUUAUUAAACUGUAUCAAUACCUUUAAUUAUGGUAGCAGAUUUGUGGUCUAAAAUAACAACAUUAAUAUUAAUUCAGGUUGUGACACCUUGUAGCCUAGGAGGGAGGUCAUUUGAACUGUCACUCCUGUGUUGCCCCUUUGCAAGCGUCCUCUAAAUCUGUUUCACUCCUUGCCUCCAAUUGUUUGCAGUUAUUUAAAGUGAAGCAGUGAAAAUGCUCUAAAUUCUGACAUGUUAUAGGUAUAUCAUUUAUCUUUUAUAGUCUUCCUUUUUAUCUGUAGAAUGUUGCAAAAUACUUACUGGAGUAACUUUGAAGUGUGUAUGGAUAUGCCUGUAUACCAGAUAAAACAUAGCAUUCUUGCAAGCGAGAGCUUAUUUCUCACUUAAGAGUUCUAUACUAAACAAAAAGCCAAAUCACUAGCAGCAGCUAAUUGUGUACAAAAGUAGCUUGAGCUACCUCAUGAACUUAAAUCUCUGGCUGUUCUGCUUCACAAUGCUGCUUUGUAUGUAUAUCUCAGGAUUUAAUGUUUCAAUGAUGUGGAUAUUCUUUGGGAAAGAUGGAGAAUGUAAGUCACUUGUUUUUGAUCACUUUGAAUUUCAGCAAGGGGAGUGAUAAAGGGACGUUCUUUGUUUUAUUUCAGUGGAAUCAGCACAUUGUACUAGUGCCAUAGGGAGAAUGAAACAGAAAUGCAUGUCUAACUAGGCCUGAAUAAAGCAUCUGCUGAAGCAUUCUGUACUGUGUGACCGGAAACCAAACGUUAAAAGCUACUGGGCAGAAUGAGGCUUCUGCGAUUAAAUGUAUAAACACAUACAGAUUUAGUGCCUUGGAAGCUGAACUAGGAUCAAAGUAUCUUUUUGAAAUAACAAGUGGCAUAGCUUAUAUCAUAAUAUUGCAACAGAGUCUCACGCAAUAACAAUUAACAGUACAGAUUGUCGAAUGUCAUUUAGAAGCAUAAACAUUGCAAUUGAAAUUAAUUUAUCCUCCAGUAUAAAUAUAAUGUUUUUAGAUAGUGUACUGUGUAACAAAAAUAAAAGCUAAGUAUUUCCUCA